Parnassius mnemosyne (clouded apollo) is the source of this 1290-nucleotide messenger RNA. The record is from the annotation of a GenBank genome assembly. Lineage: Eukaryota; Metazoa; Arthropoda; Insecta; Lepidoptera; Papilionidae.
AUGAAAAUAAUAGCAAUAUUAUUCAUAGUACUUGCAGUUAUAAAGUCGUCAAUAUCAAAUUGUUACUGGAGCGAAAAUUGUCAUUAUAAACACUUUUCAAGCAAAACACCAUACCAGUUUGUCAGAGGAGAUAUCAGAGAUUCAAUCGUUAAAUUAAAGGGAUGUAAAGCAAUUAGUGUCUGGAGCUUAGUAAGACAUGGAAAAAGAAACCCAGGUUUUCGUUUCGCACAGAGUAUGAUAGAUUUGACAACAAUGAAAUACGAUAUCAAAAUGAAUCAUGAAAAUGGCAAGGGCUCUAUGUGUGCUCAAGAUGUGGAAAAUUUAUAUAAUUGGGAAGCAGAUCCAAAUAUGUUUAAAAAUCUCCAUCAAAUUGCUGGUGAAGGUUAUCAAGAAAUGUAUGGAAUAGGAUACAGAUUAAGAAAAACGUUUAAAGAUUUACUUAAGUCCUUGGGUGAUAAAGAUUACAAGAUACGUCCGGCAUAUGGAGCUUGGAUAGAAAACGGCGUUAAAGGAUUUGUGGAAGGUUUUGGAAAUACGUCAAUGAUAAUUCAAAAAUCAAACGCCGACUAUGACAUAAUCGCGCCCUAUGAAGCUUGUAGUUUCUACAGAAAUGAAGUAAGAUAUAAUCAAGAAACAUUCGCAGAAUCAUAUAAGUAUCAAAAUUCAUCAGAAUUUCUUGCAGUAAAACACAGAAUACAAAAGCGAACGGGAGCUGAUUUUACGUUGUCAAACAGGAAUAUAACAGCCUUAUAUGAUUUAUGCCGCUUUACCUCUUCAGGUUUAAAUAACGAACUUAGUCCUUGGUGCGCGAUUUUUAAUAAAGAAGACUUUCAAGUUAUAGAGUACGAAGGCGACUUGAGGCAUUUUUAUAGAAAUGGUUAUGGUAAUCCACUCAAUGAAAUAUUUGGACGUAUUCCCCUAGCAGAUUUGCUAGAAAGUUUUAAGACAGCAAAAAACGGUAAAGGAAAGAAGCUUACUGUAUAUUUCACACACGCUACUAUGAUGGAUAUGGUAUACUCUGCCCUUGGAUUAUUUAAAGAUCAAAUACCUCUUAAUGGCACUUUUAGGAAUCCUGAGAGGAAGUGGAGAUCAUCUAAAAUAGCUCCUUUUGCUGCCAAUUUAAUAGUAACUUUGAACAGAUGUUCAAUUGACCAGUCAACAGAUUAUAACGUCGUAUUUUAUAUGAACGAAGAACCUUUAAAAUCGAUCUGUAAUGAAGGCGUUUGUUCUUGGGAAGACUUUGAAAUAAAACUUAAUCCUUUUACUAACACUACGUUAGCUUUUUGUUAG